This is a messenger RNA of Corticium candelabrum, 396 nucleotides long. RefSeq names its product glucose-6-phosphate isomerase-like. The transcript has a single exon. The coding region runs from base 1 to 396 and encodes 131 amino acids. Gene Ontology annotation, molecular function: glucose-6-phosphate isomerase activity; monosaccharide binding; carbohydrate derivative binding. NCBI's taxonomy places the organism in Eukaryota, Metazoa, Porifera, Homoscleromorpha, Homosclerophorida, Plakinidae. Gene Ontology annotation, biological process: gluconeogenesis; glucose 6-phosphate metabolic process; glycolytic process. The record is from RefSeq and is a predicted model, not a curated record. Gene Ontology annotation, cellular component: cytosol.
AUGUUCGAGCUUCAGGACUGGGUCGGCGGCCGCUACUCGCUGUGGUCCGCGAUCGGGCUGCCGAUCGCGAUCGCUAUGGCAAUGGCGAAGUUUCGUGAACUGCUCGCGGGCGCGCACGCGAUGGAUCUUCACUUCCGCGAUGCGCCGCUCGAUCGGAACAUGCCGGUGACGCUCGCCCUGCUCGGGGUGUGGUGCAUCAAUUUCUUCGGGGCCGAGACCCAUGCGGUGCUGACGUACGACCAGCGGCUCGAUCGGUUCGCGGCCCACUUGCAGCAGCUCGACAUGGAGAGGCGGCAUGUCCGUGUUCUGACGGUCAUGAGCACGGACACGCCACACGCACUGCACCGCGCGGUCGAAGCGGACGCCACGGAACAACCGAAGGAGGAUCGCCGAUGA